This is a messenger RNA of Dibothriocephalus latus, 531 nucleotides long. The record is from the annotation of a GenBank genome assembly. NCBI's taxonomy places the organism in Eukaryota, Metazoa, Platyhelminthes, Cestoda, Diphyllobothriidea, Diphyllobothriidae.
AUGCGUUACCUCAGCGCGCACAACAAACAGCUAAGCGAGGAGAUUACUAAUCUGAAAACGCGACUACUCGGGGAUGCUGAGAACCUACGCGACACCUACGAGAAAGAAAUGCGUCAACUGCGACAGAUGCUGGAUGACGCAGAACGCGAAAAGGCUGACAGCCACGCUAGACUGCUCACCAGCCAGCAGACCAAUCGGAACCAGGCCGAUCAGAUAAAUCGUCUACAGGCUGAAAAUGAAAAAGUGUCGAGGAAGUUGGAACAGGCAUUCGACGAUAUGAAUAAACGCGAUGGUGAUCUGGCAAUGCUUCAACGACGACUAGAGGCCAUGGAUGAGGAGCUGGCCAAGGAUCGUCAGGCAUCGGAGAGAGUGAGACGGGAGAACGAGUCGCUCAUGCAGGUGAAGUUUCACUUUCUAGCACAUCACAUUGUUCCUGGUCUUGCAGAUGCAACAACAGUUCACAGCAUGUCAGAUCCCUGUUUAAAAGUACUCCAGAAAAUUAUAAGUGUCAUAGUCAUUAAGGCGUCUUAA